AUGUAUAGUGGAAAGCAGGCUUCAACUCCUGAAACUGGAUCAAAAACUGAAAAACUUGUAUUAAAGUUGAUGCGGCAAUGCAUAUUAUGUGGACAUCAUCUAUUUAUGGACAACGACUACAAGUCUGUGAGCUUGUCACAAAAAUUACUUGAAUUGAGAACUCAUACAACUGGCACUUUACGUACAAAUCGCAAAGAUAACCCUAAAGACAUAGUUAAUAAAAAACUGAAGAAAGGUGAACAUGUGUGGGUACGCAAGAAUAAAAAGGCCCCUCGACGCCAUCGUCGACAGGCGUUCUGGCAAAUCAUGCACUUAAAUCAUUGA
This is a messenger RNA of Parnassius apollo (apollo), 324 nucleotides long. The record is from the annotation of a GenBank genome assembly. NCBI's taxonomy places the organism in Eukaryota, Metazoa, Arthropoda, Insecta, Lepidoptera, Papilionidae.